Molecule: messenger RNA, 1101 nt
Organism: Penicillium vulpinum
Lineage: Eukaryota; Fungi; Ascomycota; Eurotiomycetes; Eurotiales; Aspergillaceae
Exons: 1
Coding region: 1-1101 (366 amino acids)
Source: RefSeq, a predicted model, not a curated record
AUGUGCGAGUUUAAUGAUAGCGCCAUCGAACAUGGCCAGCAGGAUAUCGAAGGAUUAUCUCCUUCGGUCAAAGCAUAUCGCUACAGUGGUAUGGACGAUUUCUGCCAGAUCAUCUCGCUUGAGAAUGAUCGUCUCUAUGGUUCUUUCCGCGUUGGAGGAAAGGCAAAAGCGCGGGCAAGUGGUGCAAGUUGGGAAGGACUCAAAGACCAUUCGAUCACGCUGCCACAGACGGAAGACACCCUUCAAUUUGGCUCGGCGCAAAGGCCAAUGCCCAUUCGCACUUUCCACCGCAGUAGGCUUGCAGAUGACUGUAAUCGUCAGAAUAUCCUUGAUGAGAGAGACAACACUAAGAACACGCCAGACGAAGAUUAUAGCCCCGAGAAAGAAGACCACAGCGAACACCUUAUCUUCUUUAUUGAACCUACAACUUUUGAGCACGACUUCAUCAACUCGGAUCCUCCUGUUGGUACCAAUACAUUCUUCAAUCCGAAAACAAAGAUCCUUAUCGUCAAAAUGCUCGGCCCGGCGCACGAACAAGCCACAGUUGCUUUCGACGAUAUGCUUAAAGGGGCCCUUGAGCCAAUGGGCCUGACAAAAGCAAUCCAAUCCUGGGGAAGCACAGAGAUGCUUGCCAUAGAUGGCACAAGAAAGAAGGCAGACGGGGGGUGGGGUCCACGAAGACCCCCCCCAAACGCUCCUAGGAGACCCACGAUUAUUUUGGAGGUUGCCAAUUCGGAGACUUACGCCAAGCUCCGUCGUGAUUGUCAGUACUGGAUAGAUCCAGAAAGACAGGAGGCCAAUGCAGCUAUCGGAGUUAAUCUCCAUACAAAAAGGCCCGAAAUCUCGAUCGACCUGUGGGAAUGGAGCUCUCAAACCUCCCGCCCUAUCAACAGGACUCACUUAACCAUUAGUAAGAAAUCUGAUGGUGCAGUCUACUUUGAUCCCGAUCAUCCUCCACCUCAGGUCGUGAUCCCUUUUGAAUCUCUUUUUCGACGCCCCGCACAAAUCAACAGAGAACGUGAUAUAGUCAUUGAGACACAAGAACUCGUCGAGUUCGCAUCCAUGGUGUGGGAGGUGCAAUUCGAACAAGAUAAAGAAUGA